Messenger RNA from Xenopus tropicalis (tropical clawed frog), 2379 nucleotides. RefSeq names its product family with sequence similarity 110 member D (gene fam110d). Bases 280 to 1413 code for a protein of 377 amino acids. The transcript is spliced from 2 exons. NCBI's taxonomy places the organism in Eukaryota, Metazoa, Chordata, Amphibia, Anura, Pipidae. The record is from RefSeq and is a predicted model, not a curated record.
AUUUAGGAUGAUGAUUCUACAGCUAGACAUGGCUGGCCUAGGUCCAGUCUCCUUUCCUGGUCAGAGAAACUGCCCGUCCUACAGAUUCCUAGCUAUUCCUGGCUGGUCCCAGCUGUUUUAACAUUUUUUAAAUCUCUGUCUCUUUGGAGCCUGGCUUUCUGUUUUUAGCAGAGAAAGGAGGUAUCACUCUGAUACAAAGUGAUUGUGUUCUUCAUGUCUUUCUAAGUAAAUGAUUUGAGAUGAUCGACUGGCAAGUGCAAUUGGAAUCUGAAAGUCAUCAUGAACCCUAAGUCUCCUCGAUUGCAUCGAACAAUAGAAGGCAUUACAGCAUUUGACCGACUGGAGGCUGAUAAAGCCAAAUAUGUUAAGACUCCACAAGUCCGAGAACAAAGGCAAAACCCUGCUAUAAAUGCCACCCUUUCCCCAACUUUGUUACGUAGAUCAAUUCAGUCAAAUCACAACCACAACCCAGAGACCAAACAUACUGCCAGCUGCAGCCUGAGUCCAAUAAUACAGCCUAGAACUCUGCAACGUCAUGUUGACUCUGAGCAAAGGACAGAACAAAUGUACAUUACAAGCUCAACCACUGCCAUGUCAGGAACUCCCCUUCUGCAACGCAAGGCUUUAAGUUUGAAGACAGAACAUGCCUCCUCUGCUACCAUACCCUCUGACAUGUCUGUUAAGUUACACAUUAGUGAACCACAGUCAGAUAAAACUCCUAAUGUUAAUUGCACAAGCUACACAGUCCAAAAAAUAGGUGAGCCUAGGCAAGAUAACAAGGUAGUCCCUUCACCUAGAUCCCCAGUGACCCAACCUUUUUCAAUGCGUCGGGUUAGUGGGAAGCGUCAACACCGUCCUGAUUCCCUAAUAAUUUACCGCCAGAGGAGGGAUAUCGUUCAAAAUGAAAAGGAAAACAAUGAGAGUAGUGGUGGACUGGUAAACCGGCUUCUUCAAAACACUCCACUGCUAAAAAGAAGGAUUCCUCUUGCACAGGGCUCUUCCCAGCCAUGUUCUCAGGAAAGUCCAAACUCUCCCAGGGCACAGAAAAAAACUGAUGAGUCUUUAAUGUGCCAGGUUCCUACUUUUGGUGCCCCACAAGAGGCAGUGUCAAAAGAGCAUUCCCCUUCUGAUGUUCAACAUUUUUUUGAGAGUUGUGGCUUAGAGGGGAGCCUCCUGGACUUGCUGGAUAAUGUGUAUCAACUUGGUGGGGAUACAACAAUUGGAAGUUUAGAAUCUGUGGACAGGAUUAGUGGAAGAAGUGUGGUCUUACAUGAGGAAGUUAAAGAAGAAAGAACUCCAGUAUCUGUUAUUGAGAGAAAUGCUCGAGUAAUAAAAUGGAUUUACAGCUGCCAUAAUGCCAGGUCUAUAAAUUUUCACAGAGAAAACAAUAAAUCCAGAGAAUCUACAGUGUGAGAAGAUGUCAGAAGUUAAACCACCAAUAGACAUAUAAAAAGAAGCAACAGAUGCGAAUCACGUGAAAAAAGAGCGACAAUUAUCAUAAACUGUCGGAAAAUUAAAUUAUAUGUGAUUAAAUGCAUUUUAAAUAUACUUAUCUUAAUGUCCAGUUAAUCUCACUGUUCAGGGUGGCUUUAGGAGGGGUUAGAAGUGCGUCUCAUUCCUUAGGCUUGAAACAAUACAGAGGAUUUAAUAUUACUGUCCACCAGCAAUAUGAAUGGUUUACCUGUCAAUUUGCUAGUCUUUCACUAGGUCUUUGUAUGCUGCCCUGUUUCAGGUAAGAAUAUGAUGUUUGUAUAUGCGUAUAUGUGUUUUUUUAAUGUGAUAUAUAAAUGCUAUGGGUAAAUAAUGUAUCUCACGUUAUAUGAAGGUUGCAUUGACCUUGUUUUUUUAUAUUAAGUAGAAUCCUAUCCAGUUUAUCAGAUUAGGAUAAACCACCUUCAGUGUUAUACUGCCAUGAAUAAUAUACUUCAUUACGUUAUACAGAGAGAAAACAAAGUAUGGCUCAUUUAUCAAAGGUAGGAUGCAAGUGCUAGCAGGUCCCAUACAGAAAAUAUUGUACUAGUACCAAUAUCAGUUGAUGGCUGCUUUUCCCCUGUGCCAAAUUAAGUGUACAAAAGCACAUCUCACACAUGCAAAGGAAACCUGUGCUUAUUACCAUAAGCAAGUACAGAGAACCAGGGUGCCCUUGUGUUCCCUGCCUUGCAUGUUCUGAAUGACGCACCUCCCAUCCCUUCAGUAUGAAAUUCUGCUUACAAGGGGAGGUGCAAAGAUUUUUCACUUCAGGUCACAACACAAAGGGCAAAGUAAAAAUGGCACUUAACUACUUUUUUUGCACAUAUUACCCUUACCCAUUUAAAAUUUACCUCACUCCUUUUUAAUCCAGUCUUUUGUAAAUCUGAAUAAUAAAAAUACAUAUAAUAG